Molecule: messenger RNA, 1774 nt
Organism: Brachypodium distachyon (stiff brome)
Lineage: Eukaryota; Viridiplantae; Streptophyta; Magnoliopsida; Poales; Poaceae
Product: LON peptidase N-terminal domain and RING finger protein 1
Exons: 18
Coding region: 215-1657 (480 amino acids)
Molecular function (GO): protein binding
Source: RefSeq, a predicted model, not a curated record
GUUCCAAACUGGCCCUGUGUGUUAACGGAAUCCGCACGGGGACACGUCUUCGCGGCCGCAGCCGCGCAAAAACCACUGGGCAUCGGCGCACGAACGCCGCAUGUCCCCCCACCACCGCCCCCUUCAAGUCCAAAGUCCAAUCUCUUCCUGCUCGCCCCAAUCCUCAUUCCCCUAAAUUCAAUCCCUGCUCCCACCCACCGCGCUUCCCCAAUCAAUGGCGACGCCGGGCGCUUGCUUCUCCGCCGCGCUCGUGGUCGAGGAUUUCCCAUGGGCGGAGAGGGAGGAGAUGAUGGGGAUGGCACCGGACAAGUACCGCGAGGUGUUCGACCUCGCGCAGCGCGGCGCCCGCGCCUUCCGGGAGCGCCGCUUCGACGAGGCAAUUUCCUUCUAUUCCAAAGCUCAUAAUUUGAGAUCAGGAGAUCCUGUUAUCCUUAGCAAUCGAAGUUGUGCUUUCUGUUUGAUAAGUCAAGUAUUGAGGGAGAGAUCAGCAGCCGAUUCAGAGUAUCAGCCAUUGAAUGGCCUUGAUCCUACAACGCACGCCGAAUUAGCUCUCAAGGAUGCAGAUAAGGUAGUAACUACCGGCAGCAACUCUCCCAGACCAUAUCUUCUCAAGGCAUAUGCGCUUCUUUUGCUGGAGCGGUAUCAUGAGGCACGCGAGUCCCUUCUUGCUGGACUUCAAGUUGAUCCCCUCAGCCAUAUCCUGCAAACCUGUCUCAGUGAUCUUGAUAGAAAUACAAAUACUGCAACUGGAGCAAGACGCCCAAGGUUAGAUAGGACUGAUGAUUUUGAGUGCACAUUGUGUUUUAAGCUAUUGUUUGAACCAGUCACCACUCCAUGUGGGCACUCAUUUUGUCGCUCUUGUUUACAUCAGUCCAUGGAUCAUGGCAACAAGUGCCCCAUGUGCCGGACAGUUCUAUUUAUUGGUCCAAGAACCUAUCCUAUAAGUGUAACAUUGAGCAACAUAAUUCAGAAAAAUUUCCCUGAAGAAUAUGCUGAGAGGAAGUCAGAACAUGAGACCACGACAUAUGCAGGAGUUGAUCUGAUGCCUCUGUUUGUUAUGGAUGUUGUAUUACCCUGCCAGAAGAUGGCACUGAACAUCUUUGAACCUCGCUACAGGCUGAUGGUAAGGAGGAUAAUGGAAGGGAAUCAUCGAAUGGGAAUGGUUGCUAUUGAUUCUGUGACAGGCACUGUAGCUGACUGUGGUUGCGAGGUGGAAAUCUUGGAGUGUGAGCCACUUCCAGAUGGACGUUUUUAUCUAGAGGUGGAAGGUUCACGGCGGUUUCGUAUCUUGCGAUCAUGGGAUGAGGAUGGGUACCGAGUUGCUGAAAUCGAGUGGUUCCAAGAUGUUUCUCUGCCAGAAGGAUCACAAGAGAGAAAAGAUCUAAUCGAAAGGGCCAAUGGAGCUUCGGAGCUGGCCAGAACAUACAUUAGGCGUGCUAGAGAGACUAUAAGGCCUGCGAGGCGAACGAGACAUUUGGAUCUUGAGAGCAUGCCUGGACCACAGGAUCCUGAAAAAUUUAGUUUUUGGCUUGUCAACUUGAUCAAUUUGAGGCCAUCGGAUAAGUUAGAUCUAUUGCGUCUUCGUGAUACUCGAGAUAGAAUUUCUCGUAGCCUUAGAUUGCUGGGUGACGCAGAACAAGGUUGCCGUGUACAGUAACAGAUUACAUGUGUCACACAAAUAUUAUUGGAUAUAGUCAAUUUAUUAUUCAUCGAGAGGUACAUUGUUUAGUAACUUAGGUCUGUAAUAUUCGUUUAUCACAUAUUAAUACCAUAA